AUGGACGCCGAUCAGAUCCGCAAUAAGCGGUUGGCUAAACUUGCUUCCCAAGCUGCCAGCUCCUCAUCGCCACCGAACGAAGAACCACAGUCUUCCUCUAAGCCCACCUCACCUACUCCGACCCCUCAGCAGCAAGGCCCGCAGCCCAGCUCUUCUAGCGGAACAAACCCAGAAUCAGGUUCUGAUGCGAAUAAACCCUCCGAGAUGAAGCGUAUCAGAAUUACACAAGCAAAAAGUCAAGGCUCAGCAGCUAAAGCCUCCUCUAAGCCUCCAGAGACUAUUGACGAGUUUGAAAACCGGAUAAUGUGUAACAUAUUUAGGAUAUCCCUGGACGAAAAUUAUCAGGCGGAUAUACAUGGCCAAAAACUGACGUAUCUGAGUGGAGUACGUCAGGAUCUGGAAGAGGAAAAGGCCCCUAUACGGAUGAGCGUCGCCAUUCUCGACCAGGCAUUACUUGAAGCUGCAUCACAAACGGAUAAUCAAAAGCCUCUGUCAUACUUACUACCAUGCUGGAAGAGAAUAUCCACCUUGUCUAAGGGUUUUAGGAAGCCUGCAGUUGGUGAUCCUAAAUAUGAUAUUAUCCUAGAAGCUCGGAGGUUAUGCAUGGGUUACUGUAUAUUUGCAGCAACAAUGCCAGAGAUGUUUGGCGUUGAAUCACCUCCAUCUGCUCCUCUAAAGCCACAUCUCUUAUUAGACCCGGAUGAUGAUCAAGGGCUCAGCCAGGAAUUUAUUUUGGACGUCCUCAAGCGCGUAGAGGAAGAUGACUCGAUUCUCCCCGCAUUUGUCACAGCUGUGGAAGAGAUAAGCCAGGAUCUGUCAAAGAUUACCCUUGAUGAUGAUUAUCAUCCUUAUAUGAUGGCUCUGCGGAAUCUUGUACGCUAUCCAGCAAUAGCCACUGCUAUUACGGAGUCUCCCAAGUUUAACAUGGUGACUUUGGCCCCUUACUAUGAGAGCCUAACGAUUCUUGGCCCUUGGUUUGCUCUCUCCCCUCUCCAUCCUAACGUCACUUUGAAGUAUUUCUCAAGUCCGAAAACUCGUGAUCAACUCUUUAUCCUCAAUGCUCAGAGGUCAAUGAGGAUGACCCAGCAACUGGUUCAAAAUGAACUACUCGACAUCAUCAACCACUUGAUCCGAGCUUCAAAGACUGCACGAGAAAACGUCCUGGACUGGUUUGCGGCAUCAUUGAACUUCAAUCACAAGCGCAGGGCUCUCAACGUAGACCCUAAGCGGGUCUCCUCUGAUGGGUUUAUGUUCAACAUCACUACUUGUCUAGACCAGCUUUGUGAACCUUUCAUGGAUGCCGCUUUUACAAAAAUUGACAGGAUAGAGCCGGAAUAUGUCCAGCGGAAACCGCGAGUCCAAAUGAGAGACGAAACAAAGAUAAACGCUGAUCAAGAAACCUCGGACGCAUUUUAUGACAAGACCGUAGAGGGCUCGUCAAACUUUAUAACCGAAAUCUUUUUCCUGACCGUCGCUGCUCACAAUUAUGGUAGCGAGUCAUUGACAUCAAAACUUAACGACCUUCAUAGACAUAUUCGAGAUAUGCAAUCUCAAAUAGAUCGGUUUGAGCUUGAAAGACCCCGAUGGGCUUCUAAUCCUCCUCAGCUUCGGAUGUUUGAGGAAGCCCUCAAAAAGUACAAAGACCGGCUAGAGUUGGGCAUCGCUCUUGAAUAUGCUCUCCAAGGCCUGCUUCUGGACGAAAUUUGGCAAUCCCGGUCUAUGCAAUUCAUGAGAUACGUGAUAGUCUGGUUACUACGCUUGAUAUCUAAGCGUAACUUUCCAAAAGAACAAAUUCAGCUCCCUCUACCAGAACAACAAUCAGAAGUGCUGAAAUUUCUGCCAGAGUAUUUCCUUGAUGGCAUAAUCAGCAACUUUAAGUUCAUAAUAUCGAACAUGCCCAAUAUUGUGACUUCAACCCAAGGGGAUGAGUUGGUAAUUUUCUGCAUCACGCUUCUGCAGAGUUCCAAUUAUAUCAAGAAUCCUUUCAUGAAAUCAGGGUUGCUGACCAUCCUAUAUUAUGGUACAUUAGCUCGACGAAGUGGAAGAGGACCCCUCGUCGACCUGUGCAACUCGAUGCCAUUCGCCCUGAACAAUCUUCUCCACAGUUUGAUGACAUUUUAUAUUGAAGCGGAAUUCACCGGUACCCAUACACAGUUUAGUGAUAAAUUUAGCAUUCGAUAUGAGAUAUUCCAGGUCAUCAAAUGUAUCUGGCCCAACCAAGUCUAUAGAGACAAACUCUCUGUCGAAGCGAAGAAAAACCUGGACUUCUUUGUUCAAUUCGUGAAUCUUCUAUUGAACGAUGUAACCUACAUCCUCGACCUAUCAUUCACGUCAUUCAUCAAGAUCCACGACACUCAAGAGGAAUUGAAUCGAGAGGGAAGCUCGAUGGAGGAGAGCGUUCGACAAGAAAAGCAAGAGUCCCUAGACAUGGAGAAACGUCGCGCGAAAUCUACUAUGCAACUAACCAACGAAACAGUUGCCAUGCUAAAGCUUUUUACCCAAGCCUUGGCUGAUUCGUUUACCAUGAAGGAAAUUGUACAGCGUCUGGCCGACAUGAUCAACUACAACCUUGAUGCUAUGGUUGGCCCAAAAAGUACCAACCUGCGUGUGGACAACCCUGCUGAGUACGGCUUUAACCCUCGUAAUAUGUUGAACGAGAUCACAGACGUUUAUCUGAACCUGAUGGGUAAGGAAAGCUUUAUUCUAGCUGUUGCUCGUGACGGUCGGUCCUACAAACCGGCGAACUUUGAGAAGGCCGCCGAAAUUCUUCGGAAGUUCGCCCUUAAAUCCCCUGAGGAUUUGGCUAGCUGGGACAAGCUCCAGGCUGCCGUUAAGAAGGCAAAGGAAGAGGAUGAGCAAGCAGAAGAGGAUCUAGGAGAGAUUCCAGAUGAGUUCUUAGACCCUCUUAUGUAUACGCUCAUGGAGGACCCUGUUAUUCUACCAAGCUCAAAGGUAUCGAUCGACAGGUCAACAAUCAGGUCCCAUCUUCUGAGCGACCCCAACGAUCCAUUCAACCGAGCUCCUCUAAAAAUCGCGGAGGUUGUCCCUGAUAUCGAGCUCCGAGAAAAGAUUGAAGCUUUCAAAGCAGAGAAACGGGCCGCAAGGUUGGCUGAAAAGGCGAUGGAGAACAGCGACAAGAUGGAGACUGGUGCUGGUUAA
This is a messenger RNA of Nannizzia gypsea CBS 118893, 3159 nucleotides long. Its product is annotated as ubiquitin conjugation factor E4. Lineage: Eukaryota; Fungi; Ascomycota; Eurotiomycetes; Onygenales; Arthrodermataceae. Gene Ontology annotation, biological process: protein polyubiquitination. Bases 1 to 3159 code for a protein of 1052 amino acids. Gene Ontology annotation, cellular component: nucleus; ubiquitin ligase complex; cytoplasm. The record is from RefSeq and is a predicted model, not a curated record. The transcript is spliced from 7 exons. Gene Ontology annotation, molecular function: ubiquitin-ubiquitin ligase activity.